AUGGCGGAUAACAAAGGCGAUGAGGAUAUGGAACCGCCAGCUAAUCCGGAUUCAGUACCUACUGCCAUGGCCGAAGAGCAAUUAAACAAAAAUAGUGGCGAUAAGGUAGUAAUUAUAGAAGCGGAUUCGAAGCAAGAUGGAGAAACCGAGUCCCAGAAAGACGCUAACGUGGAGCCUAGCGCCACCACUGAAGGAGAGCACGAGAGCAGUGGCGGGGCAACUGAGGCUACUGCCGCCGCUCCCGCUCCCGCUGCUGUUGUUGCGGCGAGCAUCUUAACUGAAGCCGACGGUAGCGUUAGCAAUGUUGCUAGCCCGGCUGAGACCAUUAGCGCCAAUCCAGAACCGUUAGCAACUGAAACAGCACCCGUUGCGGAUCCUCCAGCUAGCGGAAACACGACGGAAACAUCUCCGGCUUCAGCUGCCCCGGCGGCGGCGGCCACCCCGGUACCCACUCCCAUUAGUUUACUGGAUACGUGCGCUGUGUGUAAACAAAGUCUUCAGACUCGAGACUGUGAACCAAAACUUUUGCCCUGUCUGCACUCUUUCUGCCUAAAAUGCAUCCCGCAACCGGACAGACAGAUAAGCGUUCAGGUGCCUGGGCCACACGGGCAAACGGAUACGCAUAUAGUAAAUGUUAUGAGAUGUUCGGUUUGCCACCAGGACUACAAACAAAGCGACAUUAUUGACAACUACUUUGUCAAAGACACAACAGAAGCUACCAGCACAUCUGAUGAAAAAACUGCACAGGUGUGCACAAGCUGUGAAGACAAUGCUGGGACUGUCGGCUUUUGUGUGGAGUGUGGCGAAUGGCUGUGUAAAACGUGUGUCGAGGCCCAUCAGAGAGUGAAAAUUACCAAGGACCACAAAAUUCGUACAAAGGAAGAUGCGGAUGCUGCCGCUGAGUCGGGAAACACGGCAGGACAGAGGCUUGUUUUCUGUCCCAUCCAUAAACAAGAACCUCUGAAACUUUUCUGCGAAACAUGUGACACGUUAACAUGUCGGGACUGCCAGCUUCUGGAGCACAAGGAGCACAGGUACCAGUUUUUGGAGGAAGCUUUCCAGAACCAUAAAGGAAUCAUCGAGGCCAACAUGGCCAAACUACAGGAUAAAAAGAACUAUGUCCAUUAUUCUGUCUCUCAGUUGCAAAACAGGUUGAAAGAGCUGGGAGAGACUCAUAGAAAAGUGGAACAUGAGAUCAAGAUUGCUGUAUUUACUCUCAUAAAUGAAAUCAACAAAAAGGGCAAAGCGUUACUUCAGCAGCUGGAGAGCGUGAACAAAGAGAGGAGCAUGAGGCUUAUGGCUCAGCAUAAGGACACCACCCAGCUGGCUCAACAGAUCCACCAUGUGCUCAACUUUUGCAACUGGGCCAUCACUUCUGGCAGCAGCACAGCGUUACUCUACAGCAAGAGGCCGAUCAUGUACCAACUUCGCCAGCUCUUCAAGGCAAGACUGGAGCCAGCCCCACAGUCCAAUGGAGCCGUCCGGUUCUUCUGUGAUCCAACCUUCUGGGCCAAAAAUGUUGUGAAUUUAGGUAAUUUAGUUAUUGAAAAGCCUCCUCCAUCGGCACAACCUCCCAGUGUGAUGUUAGGUGGACCGGCCAUUUCACCAGGACAAGGUCACCCAGGCAAACAUCCAGGACAGAUCAACCUGGCUCAGCUUCGGCUGCAGCACAUGCAACAAGCUGCUUAUGCACAGCAAAAGCAUCAUCACCAACAGCAGCAGCAGCAUCAGCAACAACAACAACAACAACAACAACAACAGCAGCAGAUUCAGCAACAAAUGCGUUUAGCCUCCCAAAUGUCCCAGCAGCAUGCCAGGCAGGGUGGCCCGGCUAUGGUUCAGCAGCAGCCUCCUAGACUCAUCAGCAUGCAGCAGCUUCAGAGAGCCGGGACUAUUAACGGUGGGCCCAGUCCCUCUAUGUUCCCCUCCUCCCAUCAUAUGCGUCUAGCUGGUCCCCCACAGGGCCGAAUGCCCACAGCUCAGCCCAGACACAACGGACAGCAGUAUGCACCUCUGAUGCAGCCUCAGUUGCAGAGACAGAUGUCUUUAGAAUCUGAGAUGAGCCACCAAAGGUUUCGUUUCUUACUCCAAUCAGGGCAUUCCAACCCGGGACACGCUGGCCCCUUUCCGGUGGCAUCCCUGCAUAACGCCAGUCCCACGAGUCCCACCAGCGCCAGCAUGGCCGGGGCCCAUGCUCACCGUGGUCCUGCCAGCCCCAUCGUUGGUCCCAUCGAGCUUAUCCCCUCUGUUACUAAUCCUGAAAACCUUCCCUGCCUACCUGAGAUCCCGCCAAUCCAGUUGGAAGAUGCAGGUUCCAGCAAUCUUGGGCAUCUUCUUUCCCGUUACAUCUCAGCGAGCCAACAUCAGCUCGGCUCAACAGACAUGAACCCCUCACCCGGCCUGUCCACCCUCUCUCCUGGAUCAUCAGGUCUGUCCAACGCUCACACACCAGCGAGACCCUCCAGUACAUCAAGUACAGGCAGCAGAGGCAGCUGCAGCUCUGCUGGCAGAGCGGGAACCGGCGGUGGAGCGACUGCAGAGCAGGUGAAGGUGAAGAAGGAACCUGGUACUGGGGAUGAGUACGGCUGUCCCUCCUCUUCUGUGAAGACUGAGCGAGGCAAAGACUCUGGGAGGAGCGCCUGUAUGAUGAGCAGUCCAGAGAACAGCCCACUCGGAGUUGCAUCCAUAGGCCAGGAUGCCUUCAGGGGUGUUGGAGAACGCAUCAAAACAGAACCAGCAUCUGAGACGUCUUGUUCCGGCCUGAACGGCACAUCCUCCUCUACCACUAACACUAUAUCCACCGCUACCUCGUCGUCCACCACAAGUCAGGGAGGCCCUCUCACCAACGGAAGCAUAGACAAGAGAGGUGGGACUAAUGAUGCGACGCAGGGUGCUGGUGGGAAAGACGACGACCCCAAUGAGGACUGGUGUGCUGUCUGUAUCAACGGUGGUGACCUUCUGUGCUGCGACCGAUGUCCGAAAGUGUUCCACAUGAAAUGUCACGUUCCGACCAUAAAAAUCAUCCCACAGGGUGACUUUCUCUGCACGUUCUGCCGGAGUAUAGCCAACCCUGAGAUCGAGUACUGUGAUGAAAGCAAGAGGGUCAAAGGCGAUCAGAGCCUGGGUCCCGAAGAUCAGCGGAGAUGCGAACGGCUCCUCCUGUAUAUUUUCUGUCAUGAGCUCAGCAUGGGCUUUAGAGAACCCGUUUCAAGCUCUGUACCCAACUAUUACAAGAUCAUUAAGCAGCCCAUGGACUUAAAGAAGGUGAAGAAGAAGCUGCAGCUGCGCAGCUCCCAGUACUACAAAUCCAUCCAGGAGUUUGUGGAUGACAUGCGCCUUAUCUUCAAAAACUGUGCAAAAUACAACGAGAUGUCUCGAAUAAUCCGAGUUUAUGAUGAGGAGAAAGAGAUUAAUACCCAGGCGGGAUCGGAGAUGGCGAUAUCCGGUAAGGCGGUGAGCCUGUACUUUGAGGAGAAGCUUCAGGAGAUGUUCCCGAAUCAAACCUUCCCCGACUCGCCGGAUCCAGAGUCGUCAGACGAGAGAGAACGAGAGGAGGUGGAAACGGAGGACUCGGAGGACGACAUUCAGCCCAGACGUAAACGGUUGAAAACGGACGAAAAGGUUUUUCACAUCAAAUAGAAGCGGACGUAAAAGAAAAAGAAGCAAGAAGGAAAAGGACUGUCUUCCUCACACUCCCCCACUCCUCUAUUUUAUUUUAUUUUAUUUUGGAGCAACAUAUGAUGAGUACAAAGAUUUCUUAAACUCAUUCUAAAAUUGUUGCCUUAGAAUAAAAGUAUUUGCAGGUCUUUUGUUGUGUUUAUUUCUGUGAACCCCUGAGGGCGUAAAGAUGGAAGCGCUGAUCUGUGUGUUUCAUGGACUUUAACCUGCUUGUACAAAAAUUUCAAGGCUGAUCUUUUUCUUUUUUUUAGUUGUAGCUACUGAUUUAGUUGUGUUUUCUAUCAUCCAUUUGCAUUUGUAGAGUUGUAACAAUUUCUUUAUAAAAACAUUUAACUUGACCUACUCUGAUGUAUAUUAUCUAUACUUCGACAUCGAGCCUACCAAGUAUUUGUAUGACUGUGUUCAAAUGUUGUGUAAAUAAGAGAGUCUACAGUAUAGGUGUUUUGGUGCAUCAAUAAAACAUCUGGAACUAUACCAGAGAAAAUAUUU
Cyprinodon variegatus (sheepshead minnow) is the source of this 4167-nucleotide messenger RNA. It is a transcript of the gene trim33, whose product is annotated as tripartite motif containing 33. NCBI's taxonomy places the organism in Eukaryota, Metazoa, Chordata, Actinopteri, Cyprinodontiformes, Cyprinodontidae. The transcript is spliced from 21 exons. The record is from RefSeq and is a predicted model, not a curated record. Bases 1 to 3639 code for a protein of 1212 amino acids. Gene Ontology annotation, molecular function: protein binding; zinc ion binding.